CGGGAAUCAAGAAAUUGUACAAUUCCUUUUUCGUGAUGUUUUAAAGAAAACAGGUAGUGGAAAAAAGAGUCGGUAGUAAAUUUAGCGAACCGUAGAAUAGAAAAAUAAACGAGUUUAGUUUACCUAAAAUUGAUAUGGAUUAUCAACUUUAUGAAAAUUCAGACAUCAUGUUGAAUGACAAUUCGGAUAAUUCUAAAAAUUCUUGGAACCUACCGGGCGACUGCAGCAUGGACAAUCAAAACGAUUUAUUUGGAUGGACGUCAAUAAAGAUCGACGAACAAGAUAAGAAUUUGAAAAAGAGAAGGUUGUCGGUAGAAGCCGAAGAAAGCAAAAAUAAACAAAUGGCCAAGGGACCGAUCGUGAAUGGAAAGGUGGUUUUGAAGAAAAAUAUCAUUCAACGAGACGCCGUAAAAAUGCAACACUGGCAAGUAGAAGAUUAUACAGAUCUAAAUACAGAUAUCGAAAACUCUUUAAACCUAAAUACCAAUGAUCUAGUUGGUAAUACUUAUACUGUGAGCGGUAACAUUUUGGGAAUCAACAACUUGACGGUAUUCAAACAGGAGGCUCCAUCUCCAACAUCGAGCGAUGUAACAACAUUACAAGUAGCUCACAAGAGCAGACAAAGUACUUCGUCUACCCGUCAUUCUAAUAUGGCGAUCAACAGUACCAUGGAUGAUAACCAAAAUAUGUUCAACAACACCAUCAAUCAAUUGUUGAGUCAAGAAAGCUUAGCUGGUCUACACAAUGUUAUAGAGAAUAACAGCCUUGCUUCCCCUAAUUCUCAAGAUAGUUAUUCCGUAUCGUCUACAAACUACAAUUUGAUAGAAGACAGUAGAUUCCAAUAUGUACUGGCAGCUGCGACCAGCAUAGCCACCAAACAAAAUGAAGAUACUUUGACGUACUUAAAUCAAGGCCAAAGUUAUGAGAUUAAGUUGAAAAAACUUGGAGAUUUGUCAUUUUAUAGGGGGAAAUUUUUGAAAUCUUACGUUCGCAUCUGCUUCCAUGAAAGACGACUGCAAUAUAUGGAAAAAGAACAAAUGACAGCUUGGCAGAAUGCUAGACCAGGUGAUAGAAUCCUCGAAGCUGACGUUCCCCUUUCUUACGGCGCGUUCGAUAUUACACAACCAACUAAUAAUGUAAACGUUAUUCAUUUUAACUGGGAUCCAACAAAAGAAGUGGGAGUUUAUAUUAAGGUCAAUUGUAUUAGCACGGAAUUUACUGCAAAGAAACAUGGCGGCGAAAAGGGAGUCCCGUUCCGUAUUCAAGUCGAGACUUAUCAAAAUAAUAAUGAAAAUAUGCACCCGAACUUGAAUAAAAGGUUGCACGCUGCGGCCUGUCAAAUAAAGGUGUUUAAGCUUAAAGGUGCCGAUAGAAAACACAAACAAGAUCGAGAUAAAAUUAUGAAAAGACCGCCGUCAGAACAAGAAAAAUAUCAACCGAGUUAUGAAUGCACCGUUUUAAAUGAUUUAGCGAAUGAUGUCUCAGUAUCAUCAUCGCCACCUAUGUCGCCUUUGUCCAGUAACAAUGAAGCCAAUGCAGAAAGCAAUUCGCCAAUUCAGAAUGUAUUACCCACAAAAGAUGAAAAUGUAGUGGAUGUUAUUAAAAAUGGUGUUAAAGAUACACCUGUCGAACCUUCAUUGGAAAUUAGAAAUAAAAUACAAUCUACUAAUAUACAACUAUCCCAAAUUUCUACACCAGAAGAAACAAAGGAGUGGUUGUCCCAGAAUAGAUUCGAAAAAUAUUUGGAUACAUUCGAAAGCUUUUCUGGAGACGAUAUGCUUAGAAUGACUAGAGAAGACCUGAUGCAAAUAUGUGGAAGUGCUGAUGGAAUCAGGCUUUACAAUGCAGCACACUUGAAAACAAUAGCGCCGAAAUUAAAAAUGUACGUUUGCCAGGAAAAUACGUCCGUUUUCAAUGCCGUAUUUUUAUCUUCCUACAACAACAAGGAGCUGCUGCAAAAACUAUCGACGCUGGUAGGCAUCUCUCAAAACCAGGUGCGCGAUAUAUACUUGGAAGGACCGCAUUCCAUUCACAUUCAACUCAAUAACGAUCUCUUGAAACAUUUCAAAGAGGAGACGAUGUUUACGUUACAAAUAAUAUCGGAAGAAAAUAACAGUUGUAUUUUAUUGUUAAAACGUACAGUCAAAUGAAUGUGUACUAGUUUAAUAAUAAAAAAUGAAGAAUCGUUAACAUAUCCAUUUCUUAGUUUAAAACAAUGAAAUGGAGAGGGGUAGAAUGAUAACUGUCAAUGAGAAAGUAUAUAUACUAUGCACAAUUAUCAAGGGACCAAAAACGUGCUUCCCUUAACAAAAACACUUCUAGUGAGGUUUUUAGUCUAAGUUUGUAUUAUAUUUUUGGUGUUUUAGAAUUUUUUUUGGUGUAUUUAGUUGAAAAAUGGCAUAAUUUAUUAUCUUUUAAGAUUAUAUGAAUACUGAUUGUAUGAUUUACAAUAAGGUCCAUUUGUACCAUUUAAGUUCAGGCGAGGAUCAACUAAACUUGGUUUUGAUUGCGACAUUUGGGUAUAGUUAGUACGACGUUUGUCACAGUCUAAACCAGGUUCAGUUGAACCUCCCUUAAACUGGAUUGGUACAACAGUCAAGUAGUAAUGAAAAAGUCAGAUUAAGGAACUUUUGUUUUUUUUGUCCAUUCUGACAGGACAUUGAUUGAUUGUCUAAUUUCGUUUUGCACGUUUUGUAAAUAAGAUGCAGGGACGGUUUAAGAACAUUUUGUGCAACAAUUAUAAAAUAAUGCAUCUGAAAAUAAUUAACAAGUAUAAUUUAAUACUAAAUCGAACUCGAAGUACAAAAAAUCACAAAUAUAAGCAAAAUAACAAAGAAUUGACAUCAAAAAAGCUUACAACAGCCUCAACACCAACAAAAAAAGAGCUGAACAUGAACAUAAUCGCUGAACAAAGGCAAGUCUGGAAUUUGUUUA
Molecule: messenger RNA, 2934 nt
Organism: Psylliodes chrysocephalus
Lineage: Eukaryota; Metazoa; Arthropoda; Insecta; Coleoptera; Chrysomelidae
Source: the annotation of a GenBank genome assembly